Zychaea mexicana is the source of this 838-nucleotide messenger RNA. RefSeq lists its product as uncharacterized. NCBI's taxonomy places the organism in Eukaryota, Fungi, Mucoromycota, Mucoromycetes, Mucorales, Lichtheimiaceae. The coding region runs from base 139 to 798 and encodes 219 amino acids. The transcript has 2 exons. The record is from RefSeq and is a predicted model, not a curated record.
UUAGGAAUUUGCGUCUCGUGGUGACCUUCUCUUUCUCUCUCUAUCUCUCUUAUUUAUUACCUCGGCUGCUGAAGAGAGCUUUUCUGACCGGGCACUCAUGUUUUCCAAUUGUUUCUGGAGAGCUUCAAUAGCAUUGGCAUGGUGCUCUUCGAGUCUUUGGAUACUCGCUGCAUGCUUCUCGGUCAAAGCUUGCAUUUGCUCCUUGUGUUCGGCGGUCAACUUGCUCCAUGCAGCUUCAAUGUCUCGUUCUGCAUUUGCCUCGGCUUCCUCACGAAGCUUUUGAUACUCGGCUUCACGUCUUGCCCCAGCAGUCGUCAUCUGUUCCUUGUGGCUCUGUUCCAAAGCUUCCUUUUCUUUGCCAGCCAAUUCACAAAAGUCGUCAUGUUGCUUGGUUACGCUUGCCAGAUCAGAUUCGAGCCGUUUCUUGGCAACCGUAUGCUCCGCAAUCAAGCUUUCAAUCUGAUAUUCAUAGUUCUUUGCAAGAUCGGCCUACAGACACAGUGUGUAUCAAACAACAACAACAACAAAUACCUCAAGUUCAGCCCGCGCAUUCUCAGCAUCCGUUUUAGCUUUCACUUCAGCCUUUUGCAACGCUUUAGCAUGUUCAUCCUGCAACUGAGUAAGUGCGGCUGCAUGUUCGUGUCUGAGUGCUUCCAGUUGAGCUUCAAAUUCAGCUGUCGCUUGUGCCUAACAUUCAAGGCGAAGAGUCAGAAGGAGUUGAACAAGAGUUAUCAUGAAAAAACAACGCACCUUUGCCUGGGUAGUCACCUCGUGGACAGUACCAUUGGUUUCCUUUGACUUGACUUCCAGAUCCGCAACAACUGCUGCGUGAGCCUCC